Messenger RNA from Corylus avellana, 2134 nucleotides. It is a transcript of the gene HSP60, whose product is annotated as heat shock protein 60. Lineage: Eukaryota; Viridiplantae; Streptophyta; Magnoliopsida; Fagales; Betulaceae. Gene Ontology annotation, biological process: protein refolding. Gene Ontology annotation, molecular function: ATP-dependent protein folding chaperone; ATP binding. The record is from RefSeq and is a predicted model, not a curated record.
CCAUAUAAAACAAAAUAAAAAAACACAAAAACCCUUAAACCCUAGAAGCUGCCGGCGACUGCUUCUAGACCCUUCAUUUCCUUUUAAAAGCACCACUCCUCUCCCACGCUUCUCCUGAUCUGUCUCAGUCUCUCUUUUGAAGUCUGCCAUUUCUCCCAUCACAAUCAUGUACCGCUUCGCCUCAAGCCUCGCCUCCAGAGCUCGGGUCGCUAGGAACGGUGCCCAGCAGGUUGGUAGCAGAUUGAGUUGGAGCAGGAAUUAUGCGGCCAAAGACAUCAGAUUCGGAGUGGAAGCCCGGGCUCUUAUGCUUAAGGGCGUGGAAGAGCUAGCCGAUGCUGUCAAAGUCACCAUGGGUCCUAAGGGACGUAAUGUGGUAAUUGAACAAAGUUGGGGUGCCCCAAAAGUUACAAAAGAUGGUGUAACCGUUGCAAAGAGCAUUGAAUUCAAGGACAAAGUCAUGAAUAUUGGUGCCAGCCUUGUGAAACAGGUUGCAAAUGCCACCAAUGAUACAGCAGGGGAUGGGACAACCUGUGCUACAGUACUUACCCGAGCAAUAUUUGCCGAAGGGUGCAAGUCAGUUGCUGCUGGAAUGAAUGCAAUGGACCUAAGACGUGGUAUUACCAUGGCAGUUGACGCUGUUGUUACACAUUUGAAGAGCAGAGCACGAAUGAUCAGCACAUCUGAAGAAAUAGCACAGGUUGGGACAAUAUCUGCAAACGGAGAGAGAGAAAUUGGUGAGUUGAUUGCAAGGGCCAUGGAGAGAGUUGGCAAAGAGGGAGUAAUCACAAUCCAAGAUGGAAAAACAUUGUAUAAUGAGUUGGAAGUUGUUGAGGGCAUGAAGCUAGAUAGGGGUUACAUAUCCCCUUAUUUCAUUACCAACCAGAAAACCCAGAAAUGUGAAAUGGAAGACCCUCUCAUUCUAAUUCAUGAGAAGAGGAUCUCAAGUUUAAAUGCUAUCGUUAAAGUAUUGGAGCUGGCUUUGAAGAGACAAAGGCCCUUACUAAUUGUUGCUGAAGAUGUGGAAAGUGAGGCUUUGGCAACUCUUAUCCUGAAUAAGCUUCGUGCUGGAAUCAAGGUUUGUGCUAUUAAAGCUCCUGGUUUUGGUGAAAACAGGAAAGCUGGUCUACAGGAUCUAGCUGUUCUUACAGGAGGAGAACUUAUUACCGACGAGCUUGGCAUGAAUCUUGAAAAAGUGGAUCUGGAUAUGCUUGGCACUUGCAAGAAGGUCACAAUAUCAAAAGAUGACACUGUUAUUCUUGAUGGUGCUGGCGACAAGAAGGGUAUUGAGGAAAGAUGUGAACAGAUCCGGUCAGCAAUUGAAAAUUGCACUUCUGAUUAUGACAAAGAAAAGCUACAGGAGAGAUUGGCAAAGCUUUCUGGUGGUGUUGCUGUACUGAAGAUUGGAGGAGCUAGUGAAACUGAAGUUAGUGAGAAAAAGGAUAGAGUGACAGAUGCCUUAAAUGCCACAAAGGCAGCUGUAGAGGAGGGUAUAGUACCAGGUGGUGGUGUUGCCCUUCUUUCUGCAUCGAAAGAGUUGGAUAAGCUGGAAACUGCCAACUUUGACCAGAAGAUCGGCGUUCAGAUUAUUCAGAAUGCUCUGAAGACACCCGUGUACACAAUUGCUUCUAAUGCUGGAGUUGAGGGGGCUGUUGUUGUUGGUAAGCUGUUGGAAGAAAGUGACCCUGACAAAGGCUACGAUGCAGCCAAAGAUGAAUAUGUUGAUAUGGUCAAAGCUGGAAUAAUUGACCCAGUGAAAGUAAUUAGGACUGCUUUGGUUGAUGCCGCAAGUGUGUCGUCUUUGAUGACAACCACUGAAGCUGUUGUGACUGAAAUACCAAAGGAUGAGAAAGAGGCUCCAGCAAUGGGUGGUGGCAUGGGUGGCAUGGGUGGCAUGGAUUAUUGAGGACCCUUCCUAGUCAUCCAACUGGAUUUUUGUUUCUUGUUUGGUUUGUUCAUGGUAUCCAUGUAACCAUAGUAAAAAAAACAAUGUAGGUAGCUUGGUGAUUUAGGAUAAAACUUGUGAUUGUUGCUCCGCUGAGGAAUCAAGAUGUAUCGGGACUAAUUUUUUUUUUCCCCCAAAUAAAUCAUUGUUUUCCUUAUAUAAUUGGGACUUGAAGGUUUGUUUUGUUAGGUC